GUCUGUUCCAUGCCUCUGUAGGCGCUCGGCUCCCUGCUUUUCCUCUCCCGACUUUUCCUCCCUUGACGCCGACUUCUUUUUCUUUUUCUCCUUUUUCUCCUUCAUCGACUUUUCUUCAUUCCACUUUGAUACCCCGUUUCCCAUCUUUUCGCCGUUUCCACACAGCAAACACAAUGUCUGACGAAAUUGUUCACCCCACCAUCCAAGAUGGAUGGUACCGCGAAAUCUCCGACAUGUGGCCCGGCCAGGCCAUGACCCUCAAGGUCGAGAAGGUUCUGCACCACGAGAAGAGCUUGUACCAGGACGUGCUCAUCUUCAAGUCCACCGACUACGGCAAUGUCCUCGUCCUCGACAACGUCGUCCAGGCUACUGAGCGCGACGAGUUCUCCUACCAGGAGAUGAUCACCCACCUCGCCAUGAACUCCCACCCCAACCCCAAGAAGGUGCUCGUCAUUGGCGGUGGUGAUGGUGGUGUCCUCCGUGAGGUCGUCAAGCACGACUGCGUCGAGGAGGCCAUCCUCUGCGACAUUGACGAGGCUGUCAUCCGCCUGUCCAAGCAGUACCUCCCCGGCAUGGCCGUUGGCUUUGAGCACCCCAAGUCCAAGACCCACGUUGGCGACGGCUUCAAGUUCCUCGACGACUAUAAGAACACCUUUGACGUCAUCAUCACCGACUCUUCUGACCCCGAGGGCCCCGCCGAGAGCCUCUUCCAGAAGCCCUACUUCCAGCUCCUGCACGAUGCUCUCCGUGACGGAGGUGUCAUCACUACCCAAGCCGAGAGCCCCUGGCUCCACCUCCCUCUCAUCGCCCGUCUCAAGAAGGACUGCGGUGAGGUCUUCCCCGUCGCCGAGUACGCCUACACCACCAUCCCCACCUACCCCUCUGGCCAGAUUGGCUUCAUGGUCUGCUGCAAGGACGCAACCCGCGACGUCAAGGUUCCUCUGCGCAGCUGGACCAAGGAGGAGGAGGAUGAGAAGCUGCGCUACUACAACUCCGAGAUCCACAAGGCCAGCUUUGUCCUGCCCAACUUUGCCAAGAAGGCUCUGCAGUAAGGGAUGGUAAAAGACACUUGUGUUGAUUUUUAUUGAAUGGGAGCGUUUGGAUCAAACGAAAGAAAAAAGGGAAAAUUAAGAGAGGGGACGCGGGUUCUCCUUUACUGAUGGGCAAUGGCUUUAUGAAAGAAAAUGUCUUAGACUGAUAGCUGUCCUGGAAAGGAUUGAGCGCUACAUGGGAA
This is a messenger RNA of Trichoderma harzianum CBS 226.95, 1234 nucleotides long. RefSeq lists its product as hypothetical. Gene Ontology annotation, cellular component: cytosol. The transcript has 3 exons. Lineage: Eukaryota; Fungi; Ascomycota; Sordariomycetes; Hypocreales; Hypocreaceae. The record is from RefSeq and is a predicted model, not a curated record. Gene Ontology annotation, biological process: spermidine biosynthetic process. Gene Ontology annotation, molecular function: spermidine synthase activity. The coding region runs from base 174 to 1052 and encodes 292 amino acids.